This is a messenger RNA of Gadus morhua (Atlantic cod), 2790 nucleotides long. RefSeq names its product CTD (carboxy-terminal domain, RNA polymerase II, polypeptide A) small phosphatase-like a (gene ctdspla). Gene Ontology annotation, molecular function: RNA polymerase II CTD heptapeptide repeat phosphatase activity. Lineage: Eukaryota; Metazoa; Chordata; Actinopteri; Gadiformes; Gadidae. The record is from RefSeq and is a predicted model, not a curated record.
GUUCCCCGUCCGGCAGCAGCCUGAAGAAACACCACCGCCGCAGCAUCUUCAGCCCCUUCUUUUGCUGCUUCCGUAACUAUGACUACCGCCUGGAGUCCCCGCCCCCGUCGCCGCCCAGCAACAAGCCCCUCCCAUUGCCACCACCCCCAGAGGAGAACGGCAGCCCCCCAAAGGCUCCAGAGCUUCUACUCCCAGAGGUCAAUGUCUCAGACUGUGGUCGGAGCUGUGUGGUGAUUGACCUUGAUGAAACCCUGGUGCACAGCUCCUUCAAGCCCAUCGGCAACGCAGACUUCAUCGUUCCUGUGGAGAUCGACGGCACCGUGCACCAGGUGUAUGUGCUGAAGCGCCCCCACGUUGACGAGUUUCUGCAGAGGCUGGGGGAGCUGUUUGAGUGUGUUCUAUUCACGGCUAGCUUAGCCAAGUACGCGGACCCGGUGGCCGAUCUGCUGGACCAGUGGGGGGUGUUCCGCGCCCGCCUCUUCAGGGAGUCCUGCGUGUUCCACCGGGGGAACUAUGUGAAGGACCUGAGCCGUCUUGGCCGCCAGCUGGCCCGUGUCAUCAUAGUGGACAACUCGCCCGCCUCCUACGUCUUCCACCCCGAGAAUGCGGUGCCGGUGCAGUCUUGGUUUGACGACAUGACAGACACAGAGCUCCAGGACCUGAUCCCACUCUUCGAGGGCCUCAGCAGAGAGGAGGAGGUGUACACCGUCCUGCAGAGCAUGCGGCCCACGUAGCAGACCGCCACCCCCCCCGUCCCCCCCGUCCCCCAGGUGGUCCCUCAUGGUGGUGCUUUGUGGCCCCUAAUGGCGCGUUUCCACUGGUGGGUGCGGUUUGGUUAGGUAUGGAUAGGUGCGGAACGGUUCACAUUUUCACCGCCAACUUUUGGCGGGGUCCAGACUUAGCCGUGAUUAGCCGUACUCGUCUCACACUGCUCCUUCGUUAGGGUACCAAGCGGUCUGAAAGGGUGCCAACAAUUUCGGGCUACAAAAUCCAUCCGUUGAUUGGUCAACAGAAUCGUCACUUCCUUGCGACAGGCGGAUUAUAACAAAAAAAAACAAUUCCUGCAAGGUAUUUCUGGACAACAGUGAAAGCUUUGUUUAUUUAAGAAAAUGUUACAUGGAAGUUUGCCGUCCUUCUUGGAUGUCCUAUGUUGUUGCUCUUUGCUAAUUGUGUCGCGUUCUUCUUUUUCAUUGGAUUUAUUAGCAGGCUACACUGUGUCGGGCUGCUAUGAGGUCACGAUGCUUACAUAGCUGCCACGGUUAUUGCCAAACGGGUACCGUUGGCGGUGGAAACGCAAGCCGUAACUGAGCUGCGCCUUACCGCACCUACACUACCACACCUAGUCCUAAUGGGCCUAACCGCUAGCCUGGCUAUUGCCAGACCAAGCUCAAUCGUAGAUUGCACGCUGGUCUGGGGAGGCUGCUGUCAUUUUCGUCAGCACAAGAGAGUCGUCAUUGUGUUUAACCAGCCAAUAGCACGCCAGGGGGAAAAGCCAGCUUGCUGAUUGGCUCCCGCAAAAGCGUAAGCAGAAAGAAUUGUUUUCGCAGGGCGAAUUCAAGUUGCCGGCCGAAUGGGCUGCGGGUACCGAGUCUACCUAACCGCACCCGCCGUUGGAAACGUGCCAUAAGCGGCCCCCAGGUUGCCCUUCGCGGUGGUGCUCUUUGGCCCCCAGGUUGCCCCUCACGGUGGUGCUCUCUGGCCCCCAGACGGCCCCCAGGUGGCCCUCGAGGUGGUGCUCUCUGGCCCCCAGGUCCCCAGGUGGCCCCUCACAGUGGGGAUCUCUGGCCCCCAGGCCCCCAGGUGACCCCUCAUGGUGGUGCUCUAUGUCCCCUCCAGACCCUUAUUUUCUUGACAGUUGAAGGCCUGGGGGGCCUGAACUGUUCAGGGGCCACUGCCCGUCCUCCAGUGACCCCCAGAUGCCCCCAGAUGCCCCCAAGAGGAAGGAGAGAGGGGUCCUUCAGUCGAAUGUAUCCCAUAUUGAGCCACUCUGCUAGGGGAAGCUCUCUAUGUACAGGCAUCAAUGCCCCCUACUGGCAAGACAUGAUAUUACCGUAUGUACAUAUUAGAUGUUUCUAAGAACAGGACAUACAUAAACUACUUUUCAUAUCAAAAAAGAGAAAGAGUUAGGAGAUUUUUUCCUAAACUAUCUAGGGAUAUUUUAAUUAUCGAAAAUUAACAAAUACAUAAAAAACUAAAAAAAAUUGAGGGUUUUGUUGAGUUAUAGCUUUUAUACAGAAUUCUUGAUUUUUGGCAAAACCGUUGAGUUGAACCAACUGUGAUUUACCUUCUCUUACAGGACGAAGUGCCUUCAUUGCUGUGUUCUGUUCAGUGCGUCAGGGCUUCAUGACACUUCUUAUCAAGCUCAUUCAUCCAUAAACUCCAACAGCAUUGAUACAUUAACCACAGAAACCUAUUCUUUCAGAUCCACCAACUGAUUCUCUCAGAUGUGUUCAACCUAGAAUCUGGUCACAAUCUGCGGCCACUUCCAUUUGCCGUCCAAGUUCACAAACAAAAGGCUAAAUUUGGUAAAGAUUUGAUUAUUGAUUUGCUAUAUUUGAUUGACAAUUGUUUAACACAUAAUUUAAAUCUUCUUGGCUGGACAGUUAAUCCUUUUGAAAUGUCAUCAGAAUCAUCCCCAAUGUUAAUGUUAGACUAUUGAAGACGUAUAAUAACUAGCAUAUAUCGUAUGGAAUUGUAUUUAUUGGGUACGGGGUACUUGGGGAAUUGUAAAGAAUGCUGUGGAAAUCGUACUGUAAGUCAUUAUUAAAGUUGAAGUUUUGCACAAUCUGA